Messenger RNA from Zasmidium cellare ATCC 36951, 747 nucleotides. RefSeq lists its product as uncharacterized. The transcript is spliced from 2 exons. Bases 1 to 747 code for a protein of 248 amino acids. Lineage: Eukaryota; Fungi; Ascomycota; Dothideomycetes; Mycosphaerellales; Mycosphaerellaceae. Gene Ontology annotation, cellular component: cytosol. Gene Ontology annotation, molecular function: triose-phosphate isomerase activity. Gene Ontology annotation, biological process: glyceraldehyde-3-phosphate biosynthetic process; glycolytic process; glycerol catabolic process. The record is from RefSeq and is a predicted model, not a curated record.
AUGGCUCGUCAAUUCUUCGUCGGCGGCAACUUCAAGAUGAACGGCACGAUCCAGUCCAUCAAAGAGAUCGUGCAACGCCUCAACGACGCCAAAUUCGACCCCAACACCGAAGUCGUCAUCUCCCCGCCCUCCCUCUACCUGCUCAUCACCCGCGAGCAUCUGCGCUCCGGCAUCGAAGUCGCCGCCCAAAACGUUUUCGACAAGCCGAACGGCGCCUUCACGGGUGAGAUCUCCGUCGACCAGCUCAAGGACAGCAACAUCACCUGGACGAUCCUGGGCCACAGCGAGCGUCGCGUGAUCCUGCAGGAGACGGACCAGUUCAUCGCCAGCAAGACCAAAUUCGCGCUGGACGGUGGCAUUGGUGUCAUUCUCUGUGUGGGAGAGACACUGGAGCAGAGGGAGGCGGGCAAGACGAAUGAGGUUGUGCUGAGCCAGCUGAAGGCUGUGGCGGACCAGGUCAAGGACUGGAGCAAGAUUGUUGUGGCGUAUGAGCCUGUGUGGGCCAUUGGUACGGGCAAGGUCGCCACGACUGAGCAGGCGCAGGCUGUGCAUGCCGCCAUCCGCGAGUGGUUGAGCAAGGAGCUUGGUGGCGAGACUGCGGAGAAGACGAGGAUCAUCUACGGUGGUAGUGUGAGCGAGAAGAACUGCAAGGAGUUGGCCAAGGAGAAGGAUAUCGAUGGCUUCCUUGUCGGUGGUGCUAGCUUGAAGCCUGCGUUUGUGGAUAUUCUCAAUGCUAAGCAGGCAUAG